AUGCAGUCUGAUGUUGACCGGAAAUUGAUGAGUUGGAGGGCUAGUGCGAGAUCGAAGCCAGACCUGGAGGAAUUCAACAUCUUGAGUGACAUGCAGUGGGAAAGAGUUCUUGAGGCCAGCAUCCCUGUGGACUUCAAGCUCAAGUUAUGGAAAAGCAAGAGUAUCAUGAAAGACAGAAGAUGGUCAUUGGAUGAUGCCCUGCUGUCGCUUGACUUCGAACACAACAAGCAGAAAUGUCAAGUUGACAGCAUGAUUACAAGAAAAAAGGCUUCAGAAUCUUCAUAUAUCAAUCCCCCAAUCCAUACUCUGAAGUCGAAGAACGAUUUCGUGCAGCAGAUUAUCAGCACCCCUGAAGAUCAAGCCUUGAAGCGAGGUUCUGCCUUGCUUGUUGAAAUGAAAUCCUAUCGCAUGGCACCUGAUGUCAAGUUUUUCAACACUCUCAUCGCAACGUGUGUGGGAAAGAAUGCAAAACGAGGCAUCCAGACGUCACCAAGUGACCCCUUCCAAGUCAGCAACCCUAGCAGCACCCAAGCAGUCCGCCGCGCAGUUGCAAGAUCGGCUUCGCAGAGAUGGUCGGACUGUACCGAAGUUUUACGGACGAUGAGGGAUCACGGUGUAUCACCGGAUGUUGUGACGUUGAACAUUUUGGUGGAAUCUUGUGUGAAAUGCUCUGACAAGGGCCUUUCAAGAUUGCAAAAUGUCCAGAAGGCCUGCAGGUUGCUACACACUUUCGAAGCGGAUCUCAACAUAAAAGGAGACGUCGUGAGCCUUUCAACGAUCCUGAAUGGCUGCGCAACGGUCUUGAAAGAUGUAUCAGACAAAUGCUGGAGGGAUGUAAACUAUACUGAGCUUGUAUGCGCGAAUCUCAGGAUAGUAGAGUGGACUUUGCAGAAGAUGGCAAAGGAGGGGAUCGUUCCAAACAUAGUGACAUUUGUUUCGCUGCAUGAAAUUGUUCUUUACGCGCUUAUUUUGGGACCAACAGACAAAACUUUCAAGGAUCAAACAAUCAAAUUUUGUUCAAGUUUAUCAGUGAGGAUGAGAAGCUUUCAGGUAGUUCCAAACGGGUUUCUUCUGAAUUCCAUACUCAAAGCAAUGGUCCUUGCAUCCAAAUCACAGUUGGGGACUGAGUAUGCACAGCUGGCAGAAAAUAUGAUCUCCUCUGCACUUUCCCAGGGAGCACAACCUGAUAUAGUGAGCUACAACAUCCUGCUGCAAAGUUUGUUGAAUAUGCGAAAUUUGCGAAGAAAUUCCAGGACUGCCUAUUUGGAGCGGAAAGGCGUGUCCCCUGACAUUGUUACGUUUUCUAUUUUCUUGAACAUCUGCUCGUCAACAUCACUGAAUGAUAUCGACUUCCUCACAAAUAGUGUGAAGAUUCUUGAUAUCAUGAGAGUUCUUGGAGUGAAGCCGAAUUGUGCUACAACUUCCGCCUACAUAUCAGGUCAUUCCAGUGAUUCGCCAAGGACAAGUAUUGCUCGUGGUUUACAGGCUAUUGCAUUUCUUGUUGGGAAGGGCGCAAAGCCUUCUCGGUCCUGGUACUUGGACCUUGUCAGGCUUGCAGUCAACCUUAAUCAAGUCCUCUACAUUGCUGCGCAGCUGCGGAAGUAUGGGUUUGCACCAGACCUCGCAUUUUACACCAUCCCCUUCCAUAACUUCUGCGCUCGUGGGGACGUGAUCAAUCUUGCCUCCGCAUGGGCACUCUUGCUACAGAUGCAGCUCGAUGGAGUUCCUUUCGAUUCCGGAUUUUACAGAACGAUUUUCAAAGCAGGUGCAUGA
Molecule: messenger RNA, 1773 nt
Organism: Guillardia theta CCMP2712
Lineage: Eukaryota; Cryptophyceae; Pyrenomonadales; Geminigeraceae
Exons: 5
Coding region: 1-1773 (590 amino acids)
Molecular function (GO): protein binding
Source: RefSeq, a predicted model, not a curated record